Molecule: messenger RNA, 1665 nt
Organism: Plasmodium malariae
Lineage: Eukaryota; Apicomplexa; Aconoidasida; Haemosporida; Plasmodiidae
Product: dual specificity protein phosphatase, putative
Exons: 6
Coding region: 1-1665 (554 amino acids)
Biological process (GO): protein dephosphorylation
Molecular function (GO): protein tyrosine/serine/threonine phosphatase activity
Source: RefSeq, a predicted model, not a curated record
AUGAUUGUUAAGGUAUUUGAUAAGAUAUACAUCAGCAAUGUAUACAACGCAAAUGAAAUAUAUCAACUAAUAAAAUUAAACAUCGGUGGUGUUCUUACCUGCUUUGGGUGUAAGAGCAUUGAAUGGUGCCAUCAUAAUGCCGAUGAAAAACAUAAAGUAUUUUACAAAGACAAAUUUAUAAAUUGCAAAAGCGAAUUGUUAAGAAAUAUAAAUGAUAAUUUUGUAGGAGAUGAACAUUCAAAUGACAUUCCUGCAAAUAGUAGAAAUGAUGGAAAUGCUGUAACAUUAAAAUGUAAUGAUGAUUGUAAUGAUGGCGAUGAGAAGAAUACGGAUCAUACAACUCCAUCUCAUUUAAGGGAUGAUUCACAAGAGUUAGUUUCCAGUACCUCGGCUCACUACGACUACAUAGUAUAUCCAUACGAAAUUUUAAAUAGCAAACUUGAUAAUAGUACGAUCAAUGAUUAUGUAAAGGCAAUGCUUCACCUAAGUGAUGAUACUGAAAUUGAUUAUGUUGUUAAUGCAGAGGAAAGCGAAAUUGACUACGGACCCACAAAAAGGCAAAGAGACUUAGAUAACGAAAAAGGAAGUACUCAAGUAAAGGGAGAAGAAGUGAAGGCAUUGGUAGAAGAGAAAGACGACUUAUACUUGUGUAAGGACGAAAAAGUGGAAGAAUGUCCUAAUGACAAUAAUCAGAACGAGAAGAAUGAAAAGUUAUGUAGAAUUAUGAAAAGUAAAGACGUUUUGAAAGAACAGAUAGCUAAAGAAGAUUUACCUUCAGAGCCGGUUAGUUACAAAGACAACUCAAAGGAAGACGCAGGCAGAGAAGCAGCAACAGGUUCAACAUCAAACGCAGCCAUAAACGGAGCCACAGAAGGAAUGAUACAAAAUGUGUGUGAACUAAAUAAAUCAUUAAGGGAAAAGGAAAAAACAGUUUCCAUUAAUAAUAUAUACAAAAUGAAACAUAUGUAUAUAAACAUACUAGACACGUUUGAUGAAAAUAUACUAGACCAUAUAGAAAACGCACAUGCAUUUAUCGAUGAUAUAAUUUCAGAGAAUAAAAAUAUACUUGUUCAUUGUAUGGCUGGAAUAUCUCGUUGUUCUUCCAUUAUUUUAUCAUAUGUUUCUAAAAAAAAUAAAAAAGGAAUCAACAAAAACUUGUCUAUCCUCAAGAGUAAAUACCCCUUUGCUCAUCCGAAUGAAAACUUUUACCGACAACUCCUUCUUUAUGAAAAGAUGAAUUACACACUAGAUGGAAGUACAGAGUUCCACAAUGCAUAUAAAAAAAUAAAAUUUGAUAGAAAAUUUCUUGAAGAUUUAAAGCUGUUCAAUUUAAAAAACGAAAAAGAGCCCACAUACAAGUUUCGGUGCAAGUUUUGCAGAUAUGCUCUCUUCAGUGAUAACGACAUCAUUGAACAUGAUCUAGACAAGUGCAAAAUAAAGAAAAACUAUGGCAAUUGCUGCACAAGCAUUUUUAUAGAGAAGAAGGAAUGGCUGUUAACGGAGGGCACCUUAAAGGGAGUGCUUUAUUGUCCUAAUGCUAAUUGUAACAUAAAACUAGGCAAGUGGUCAUGGAACGGCAUAUGUUGUUCAUGUGGUUAUCUGCAAAUUCCCGCUUUUAUGGUAAACACAUCAAACGUUGAUCGCAUGCGCAUUAAUACUAUUUGA